UUCUCAUGGACCCAGAUAACGCAGUAUCUAGCUCUUUCUGAAGACAUUUGACAAACUCUAAAGACAUUCAACACAAGAUGCCAGAACAGACUGAGCUCAUUCACACCUUCAAUGGCAUUCCAUUUUCUACAAGAGUAUCAAAAAAGCUCCUUCAGUCCCUGGACACCUUUGAAGCCAGAAAAGACGACGUGUUAUUAGUUUCAUAUCCAAAAUCAGGCACGCACUGGCUUGCAGAGAUUAUGAAGAAUCUGUACCACAGCCACAAUGAAGACAGUGGGGUUAGCAAAGUGACACUGACAUCACCUCUGGAGUUCGGAGAUCUCUCCAAAUUCGAUGAGCUGAGAAACCUCCCCAACAAGAGGCUCAUCCCAACACACCUCAACUAUGAGAUGAUCCCAGUGCAGUUCAAAACAAAAAAAUGCAAGAUGAUUUAUGUGAUCAGAAAUCCUAAGGACACCGCUGUUUCAUUGUACCAUUAUUACAAGCAGAACCCCAAUCUGCCCAAGAUUGAGAAAUGGUCCACCUUUUUAGAAAUGUUCUUGAAAGGAGAAGUUGUGUGCGGUUCCUGGAUUGACCAUGUCCUUAGCUGGGAAAAGAGCAAAACUGAUGAAAAUGUCCUUGUUCUGUACUAUGAGUCCUUAAAGCAGGUGAGUUCAAAAUGGAGCACAG
Messenger RNA from Polyodon spathula (Mississippi paddlefish), 669 nucleotides. Its product is annotated as sulfotransferase 6B1-like. Gene Ontology annotation, biological process: sulfation. The transcript is spliced from 4 exons. Gene Ontology annotation, molecular function: sulfotransferase activity. The annotation marks the transcript as partial. Lineage: Eukaryota; Metazoa; Chordata; Actinopteri; Acipenseriformes; Polyodontidae. Gene Ontology annotation, cellular component: cytoplasm. The record is from RefSeq and is a predicted model, not a curated record.